UUAUAUUAAUAAAGUUUACUUAUGGAUUGGGUUUAUAAAAUAAGAAAACUACUGAUCUGUAAUAUUUUAGGUGUAAAAAAGAAAAAACUUUCAAAGAUGAAUUCUGAAUCACCAAAAUCAAUGAAUGAAGAAACUGGUCCAUCUAUUGAUUCUACAAGUCUCGAAGAGCGAAUUGCAGCUCGUAGACUGAGAAUUGCAAGACGAAUAGAAUCGCUCAAACGAGAGUUACAUGGUGGUGAAAAGAAUGAAGUGUCAUCUUUAGAGCCAGAAAAAGAACCUUCUAAAAGUAGACAGCAAAUAGAACAAUCAUACCAGAGAUUAUCGAAAUUGAUUUCUGAUGGAACAGAAUUAGUGUCAAAUGUAGAAGUUGCCUGUGAUGCACGUGAGACAGCAAUGCGUAUACAACACGAUGAAGAUAGAAUUAAAAGAAUUGAAAUGCUUGAGGCAGAAGUUGAAGUAGCAGCAAAAACUUUUGAUGAGAUCACAAAGAAAUGGGAACAUGCUCUGAAAAAGGAUGUACCGCAGGAUCUUCAGAAGAUGCUUUCUUCACAACAAGUGGCAUGUGAUGAAAUGAUUGAACAAAAAAAUAAUGUCAUCAACGAUUUACAACAAAGCUUAAAACAGAAAGAUGACCAGUAUGUUAAAGAUUUACGCAAACAGGCUGAGGAUAUAGAUCUAGUCUUAGAAAGAAUGAACGAACAGAUAAAAACUUUAACACAGGCUUAUAUGGAAGAACUAGAUAAUAUUGAAAAUGCAUUUUUUACUGAAAGAAAAGAAUUGCUGCAACAACAAAAAGAGAAAUGGGUACAAAAGAGUGAAGAACGCAAAGCGAAAGAGAUCGAGUACAUGCAUUCACGAGAAAAGAGGGUUGAAGAAUUUGACGAACAGCUUCAAGCUUUACGUGUGCAAGAUGCAGAAGAAUACAAUAUGGUGAAAAUCAAGCUUGAGAAUGAUGUGCAGAUUCUGGAACAAAACCUUCAGCAAAUGAAAGCCACAUACCAAUUGAAUCAAGAAAAGUUAGAAUACAACUUUCAGGUUCUGAAGAAAAGAGAUGAAGAGAACACCAUUACUAAAUCUCAACAAAAAAGAAAAAUAACUCGCUUGCAAGAUUUGUUAAAUAAUUUGAAACAGAAGUUGAAAAAACAGGAACGUCAAAACAGCGACGAAAAUAAUUCUUUAUCAGACGAUUUAAAACGAGUUACAGAACAGUAUAAAGAGCUUCAAAAGAAGUUUAGACACUUCCAAGCGACUGAUCGAAAGAAGUUUGUUGACAUCUGGAAGAUGAAUGAAGAACAAAUAAAAGAUUUGGUCUCUGAUGUUUUGGAGGAGGAUCGCAUUAUAUUUGAACAACAGCUAGGAUUGGAUUGGCAACCUCCUGAUGGGGAUUUCCUUCAGAAUGUUGGACCUCUACAGGACACAAAGAAAUCUUUCAAAUCUGCGUUAGACACAGUUCAAGAGGUUUUGUCAAUGACGGAUGAGAACUCUCACCACACAUCAUUGGCUGGUGAUGAAACUCUUCCAAUACAAUUAUCAUAUGGUGAAAAGUUGUCGCCACGAAGUAUCAAGAAAAUGCUCGAACUGUUGUGUGACGAGUCGGGUUUUCUCGUCGAAGCAAAACUUGUCAAACUGCUUGCACCAAUUGAAAAAGAUGAGCAGUCGCUGAUGAAGUUGGAUGCUAUUUUUAGUGCGAUCGGGAUUGAGACUGAAAACGAUAUUUACAUGCUUAGCAAAUAUCUCAUAAAACCUCUGUCUAAGUUAACUGCUGAAAACGUGGACGGAACAGUUAGUGGUGACUUGUCUGAGAACAUUGAAAAUUCUGAACAACAGAGACAAGUGGAUCUCAUUCACCCAAAUGACGUGGUUAAGUCGUUAAAGCAAUUUGUCGAAGAUAACAAGGAACCUUUCAGGCAGAGCCGAAAGAUGAGUUCACAAUUUAUUAACAGUUCAGUUCGCGAUGAUAGCAUGGAUGCGGCGUAUUGGUCACAACUGGCCAGUGUGAUUGACGAGAAGAGGGAACGUGUUUGGGAUGCAAUGAUUGCAGGCUUUGAGAAGUACAGUCACGUUUUAACAGAGAGAGCACAACUGAUACAAGAUACAGACGGUUUAAAACAACAGAACGCUGAGUUACGGAUGUUACUCCACCAGUACUUAAGUUCUAAGGUGGAUGAAGAGCUUGUCGUUCCACCAACUCGAGUGUUGCAAUUGGAACUAUCGCAAAAAUAACACAGUGUUUUUUUAAGAAGCAAGUUUUUUUAGUAUGCCAAUGCAUGGAUUGCUUCUUUUAAAAUGUUUAUUCUUCUUUCUUUUACCAAACAUUUUGUUCUAACUUGUAAAGAAAUAAGUUGAAAACCUCGUAUGCAAUUUGACUAUUCCAUGAGCGAAUGUGAUUUAAAUUUCAUGUGGGAAACCUUUGUAAUUUUAGAGAUUAUAUUCUGUCAAUUAUUACUAAGAGGUGCUACAAAGUUCUAGUUUCUAGCUCCAUCCAUGAGGAGAGCGAAUCCAGCACCUUUUCGAUUUCAGUUGAGCGCUCUACCGGCUGAGCUACCUAUCCUCAUUUCUUUUGAACACCAAAACCAUGCUAGAUAAGGACGAGAAAUAGCAUAAGGCUGCGAUUGAAAGUUAUGAGAGAGUUUAGUAAGGUUUAAACAAAAUUUGUUUGCAAAUAUACACAACAUAAUUUGUCUUCUGAUUGUAUUUUUUUGUUUGAAAACAUGUUUUCAUUUUUUCGUUCUGUAUGAAUUAUCUGAAGAUGUUUCAUUUUGUUGUAAAUAAUUUACAUAGUAAUAUAUAUUUUUAAUAUGA
This is a messenger RNA of Hydractinia symbiolongicarpus, 2802 nucleotides long. RefSeq names its product dynein regulatory complex protein 1-like. Bases 22 to 2223 code for a protein of 733 amino acids. Lineage: Eukaryota; Metazoa; Cnidaria; Hydrozoa; Anthoathecata; Hydractiniidae. Gene Ontology annotation, biological process: axonemal dynein complex assembly; regulation of cilium movement; cilium-dependent cell motility. Gene Ontology annotation, cellular component: axoneme; axonemal dynein complex. The transcript is spliced from 19 exons. The record is from RefSeq and is a predicted model, not a curated record.